Aspergillus caelatus is the source of this 582-nucleotide messenger RNA. RefSeq names its product serine hydrolase FSH. NCBI's taxonomy places the organism in Eukaryota, Fungi, Ascomycota, Eurotiomycetes, Eurotiales, Aspergillaceae. The record is from RefSeq and is a predicted model, not a curated record. The transcript has 4 exons. Bases 1 to 582 code for a protein of 193 amino acids. Gene Ontology annotation, cellular component: cytoplasm; nucleus.
AUGAGGUUUUUAUGUUUACAUGGUGGUGGCACCAAUGCCAAAAUUUUUGAAAUCCAAGUUGGUGGGCUCAAACAGAAGCUUGAGAGCAGAGGGUAUCAAUUAGCUUUCGUGAAUGAGCACCGCACAGAGCUCCAGGACAUUUUUGAUGGCCCAUUCUAUGACCACUACCCGCGCGGCCUUUCCUCUCCAGGUCCCUACCUGACUGCGUCUUUUGCACACGUGUAUCGUAUAACAUCCAAAACUGGCCCUUUUGAUGCGGUCAUUGGCUUUUCGCAGGGUGCCGCGUUAGCUUCCGCACUGCUGAUACAUCAUCACGACAAAAUUGCGGAAUCAGAGUCUCUUUUCAAAGUUGGAGUCUCCAUAUGUGCCGGGACACCUUAUGAAACAUCCGGUAUAUCGAAGUUGAACCCGAAGCCAGGUACCGCAUCCAUUCAUAUCCCAACAGCGCAUAUUGUCGGGAUGCAAGAUCCCCUUUUUGAGGACGGAAUAAAGCUGUACCGGCUGUGCGAGCCAUCCAAGGUAUUUCUCUAUAAUCAUGGUUCAAAGCAUAUGGUGCCAUUCCAUGAGACUACCCGUGCAUGA